UGUCACCGCAACUGUCAUUGGAAAACACAUUGCAUUGUUUUCUUCAGUUUGAGUUGUAAUUUUUUCAAUUUCUCAACGAAAUGCCUCAAGGAAAACUCAAGCAAAAGACCAAGGUCCCCAAUUCAGUCAAGGCCAAAAAGAAAGGCAGUGCAUUCACCACCAGAGCACGCGCUCCAAUUCAACCGAAAAAACAUAAAUUUGCUGAGCAACAAAAACUGAAACAAAUUGUGUCCAAGUCAGUGAACAAGUCGGUUGAACAGGAAAUGAGAAGUCGAGCGAAGGAGGGACACCUUAAUUUGAGUAAAGCACAACUAGCGGUUGCUAAACAUCACAAGGACAAAUCUGAUGCUGUAAAGACGGAGGAGUCAGCGAUGGAAUAGACUGUUUUGUGUUAUGUGACUGUUGUAAAUGAAGUAAAUUUCUAUUAAAAAAUAUAUUUCCGAAAA
This is a messenger RNA of Bradysia coprophila, 446 nucleotides long. RefSeq lists its product as uncharacterized. The record is from RefSeq and is a predicted model, not a curated record. Lineage: Eukaryota; Metazoa; Arthropoda; Insecta; Diptera; Sciaridae.